Trichobilharzia szidati is the source of this 771-nucleotide messenger RNA. The record is from the annotation of a GenBank genome assembly. Lineage: Eukaryota; Metazoa; Platyhelminthes; Trematoda; Strigeidida; Schistosomatidae.
GAAUAAUUGAAAGUUUCUAGCGGGUUAUUCUAGUUUGGCGUAACAGCAUCGGCAUGAGGAUUUACCGGUGUUGGUUUUGCUCGAGUCCGAUAUAUCCUGGACACGGAACACUUUUUGUCAGAAAUGACUGCAAGGAAUUCCGUUUCUGUAGAGGAAAAUGUCAUAAAGCCUUCAAAAAGCAUAAAAAUCCACGUAAAGUUAAAUGGACUAAAGUAUCAAGAAGAGUUCGCGGGAAAGAAUUAACCGAUGAUCUAGCUCAAACAUUUGAAAAGAAACGAAAUCUUCUAUUCAAGUAUGAAAGGACAGCAGUUGAAAAAAUAGUGAACGCUGUUCCGAAAAUUGAUCAAAUCAAGCAUAAACGUGAAUCUGCAUUCAUUAGAAAACGUCUAUUGAAAGGUGUGCAGUUACGUAAAGAAGAGGAUAUUAAGCUUGUUAAUACACAAAUGCAUUUGAUUGAAGCUCCUGGAGCUAAAAGAAAGCGUGAACUUAUGGAUAUUGACCCAGAAUCAGAAUUAUCCGAUGAGGAAAUGGAUAUUUCAACCGCUGAACUUGAAAAUGAGACAAGUAAAAGAAAGGUAUCUGAGAAAAAGAAGGCUCGUGUCAAGAAACAGAAAAUUGCAUUGGAAGCUAAGUGAUCAAACAAAAAAAGACUUGCAUACUUAUCUUGUACUUAUUUGAUAUAUACACAAGUUGUUUUAUUUUAAGUGAUGUUCAGUCCUAAUUUCUUAUAUGCGUAAUAGACAGCGCUUCAUUAAACUCGUAAUGUCUGUC